Saitoella complicata NRRL Y-17804 is the source of this 1674-nucleotide messenger RNA. RefSeq lists its product as uncharacterized. The record is from RefSeq and is a predicted model, not a curated record. The transcript has a single exon. Bases 1 to 1674 code for a protein of 557 amino acids. Lineage: Eukaryota; Fungi; Ascomycota; Saitoellomycetes; Saitoellales; Saitoellaceae.
AUGUCUACCUCACAUACCACCUGCGAAGCUGUCGAAUCCGAGAACUUUUAUGAUCUGAUCAUUGUGGGUGCUGGCCCCCACGCCCUCGCCGUGGCAGCGCGUCUUUACGAAGAAACACCGUCCUCGCUUUAUACUGAUGUUGAACAUCAACGUCUGCACUGGCUUCGCAGAUACUCCAGCGUGCCUUGUCGUGCUUGUGCACCGCCUCGCGUGCUGGUAUUGGACCGAUUGGGUGGAUGGAUGACUCAAUGGGAUCGCCAAUUCAAAGCGUACGACAUCAAACAUCUCCGGUCGCCCAUGUUCUUUCAUCCAGACCCGAGGGAUUUGGAUUCACUCGUGGCUUAUGCAGAGACUGAAGGGCGUCAAGCCGAGUUGGUGGAGAUCAACGGGGUGGUUGGAAAGGAGUUGAGCAAACACUGCCGCAAAUGUCGACAGAAGAGUAAAGGGAAAACUGCUAUUACCAGACGCCAAUCCCUAGGGGUUGCUGUAAACGAGCGAAGCAGACAAGACUAUUUUACUCCAUCCACGAGGCUCUUCCGCGAUUUUUGCGACGAUGUAAUCUCGAGGUAUCGCUUGGAGAAUCUCGUACAACAAGGUGCCGUCACCGAGGUACAGUAUGGUCACGUCUACAUCAAAUCAGAAGACCAUCUCUCUCAUGAUGCAUUCACCUUGACUGUCGAACAAACUGGUCAGACUGUCCGUUUUGGUUCGAGGGCCCUCGUCCUUGCAACAGGCGCGGGAGCGAUCCCCUCAAUCCCCGACGUCCUAACUCCCACGCCCAAGCGCAGCAAAACGACAAAGCACAUGCAGCAUGAGUCGAAUGCUCCCUUACCGCAACAUGAGGGAUACUGUCACUCUUCAGCCUUGGUAACAAGGCCAUUCCCGCAGAAUGUACGCACAUUGGCCAUCAUCGGUGGCGGUCUUACAUCAGCGCAGAUCGUGAAUCUGGCUCUCAAACAUGGCGUGAAGAAGGUGUUCCUGCUCUGCCGAUCUCAUCUCAAGGUGAAGCCAUUCGAUGUGGAUCUUGACUGGUUAGGGAAGUACCAAAACGUCCAGAAGAUGGCCUUCUGGCAAGAAGACGACCCAGAGGCUCGCGUCAAGCAGAUCCGCGGCGCACGGAACGGUGGCAGCAUCACUCCGCCGUACCACAAGAUCUUGAAAGAGCAUGUUAAACGCGGGAAGUUGGAGAUGUUGACAGAGACGCAGAUCAAAGCUGCUGCUUGGGAUCCCGAGCAGAAGAGGUGGCAGCUUGAGCUCACGAGUAAAUGCGCAUUACCGAACCACUCCGGCAACAUGUCACUUCAAGUCGAUUACAUUGUGUCGGCGACAGGUUCCACUAUGUCCAUCGAGGCGCUUCCGUUUCUUCAGAACUUGCAAGCGUCGCAUCCUGUGGACGUGGUUUGUGGGUUUCCUCAUAUCACGGAUGACUUGCAAUGGAAUGAAAAGGUCCCACUCUUCGUGGUAGGAGGUUAUGCGGCCUUACAACUGGGUCCGGGAGCGUUCAACUUGGCUGGCUCCAGGGAAGCAGCGGAGAGGAUUGCGAACCGGCUGAAUGUCUUAUGGAAGGAAUCCGUACUCGCAGGUGCGUCGGCAGACGCUGGUUACAGGAGUGCGAUGGAGGAGCUUGUCGUGGGAAACAGAUACGCCGCGUUCGCAGAGGACAUUAUUGUAUGA